ACCGAUGGCUAAGCAGUAGCUCAAUAUAAGCACCAGUAAUCGGAAUGUCAGCAUUAACCAGCCUUUUAUUAGUACUUCUCCCCAUUUCGGGAUAUACCCAAUUUAUCGACGGGGAGUGUGGAAUUCUACCACAACAUCAGAUAGGAAAUAAUAGCCCCUGGAUUGCUUUUCUGCACACCACAGAUUUGGUAUUUGUGUGCGGCGGAACUCUGAUUACUAACAAACUAAUACUAACUGCAGCUCAUUGCGUAUCAUCCAACGCCCAGCUAAUUGCUCGCCUGGGGGAGUUUUCGGGAGUCCGUAAAGAAAACUAUCCUACAACAGCGGAAUAUCAAGUAAACAAAUUGUUCAGGCACUCUUUUUACGACAUGGAUACAUUUGCCAACGAUAUUGCCAUCCUCGAACUGGCCACAUAUGUGGUGUACACAUAUAACAUAAGACCCAUCUGCAUUUUAUGGGAUCCUCUGUGGAAACAGUAUAUUGACGGCAUCCCGGUGCUUAGUGGUCCUGUUUGGGGGAAGCCCGAGAACGAGGAUGAAAGUAAUGGACUCAGGGUACUUGACAUCCGGCGCCAACCACCAGAAAUGUGUGUCAGCGGGCUCAGUACGAUAUUCACCAACCAGUUCUGCGCCGGAAAUUCGGAAAGUAAUCUGUGCAAUGUCGAGUGCAGUAGUCCGCUAGGAGCAGUGAUUCCUUAUAAGAACACCUAUCGAUAUGUACAGAUCGGCAUAGCGACCACCAACCAAAAAUGUAAUACGCCGAGUGUUUACACUGAUGUACUAUUCCACAUCGACUUUAUCAUCCGUGUGUGGCGACAUUAUGACAACGUUCAAGGUGUACCGAACCCAAGCCCAAAGACAACAAGUCAAUAACAAUGUUUAUGUUAUAAAUGCUAUGCAAAUAAUCUUAGUCUAAAUUCUUAUUAACUUAAAAAAGCCCAUGUGGCAAUUAUGUAUAUAAUUGUAUUAGAUUAAAAACCACACAUUUUGCGUUGCUAUAUUAUUGCCAAUCAUAUUGCCAAUCAUAAUAGAAUGCGUAAGGGGUAAACUAAUUUAACCGGCUAAUUUGAUUGUCGCUAAAAUUUACGAUUAAAUUGCAGCCAUUUUCUUUGACAGCUUUAUGUAAAUCGCUGUAAUAAAAACCGCGCCAGCUGUCCCUGCACGAUUGUCUGCUAGAAGCCAUAAUUAAGCCAAAGUAACUUUAUGAGAAAGGGUUACCGCAGAUAUUUACAUAAAUAUAUUUUUUUAUUAACUUGUAUGCUGAGGCACACUUAUAUGAUAAAUUUUAUUAAGUCAUUAUGUUAAUACCAAAAAAGGUGAGUU
Drosophila gunungcola (fruit fly) is the source of this 1322-nucleotide messenger RNA. RefSeq names its product serine protease grass-like. The coding region runs from base 45 to 872 and encodes 275 amino acids. Gene Ontology annotation, biological process: proteolysis. The record is from RefSeq and is a predicted model, not a curated record. Gene Ontology annotation, molecular function: serine-type endopeptidase activity. The transcript is spliced from 4 exons. NCBI's taxonomy places the organism in Eukaryota, Metazoa, Arthropoda, Insecta, Diptera, Drosophilidae.